Messenger RNA from Uranotaenia lowii, 1433 nucleotides. RefSeq names its product neither inactivation nor afterpotential protein C-like. The coding region runs from base 264 to 1433 and encodes 389 amino acids. Gene Ontology annotation, cellular component: myosin complex. The record is from RefSeq and is a predicted model, not a curated record. Gene Ontology annotation, molecular function: ATP binding; protein tyrosine kinase activity; cytoskeletal motor activity. NCBI's taxonomy places the organism in Eukaryota, Metazoa, Arthropoda, Insecta, Diptera, Culicidae. Gene Ontology annotation, biological process: protein phosphorylation. The transcript is spliced from 6 exons.
UUCGGAAAAUCCACAGUUUUCCUGGCAAGUUCCAAAGCUGGAAAACUUUUAGUUGCGGUUUUCUAGUUGAGCGGUUCGGUCGAAAAGUCUGGUCGGAAAAUCACAUCGAAGUGCUAUCGGUACCCUGAAUGGAGUAAGCGGAUUUCAAGGAAAUACUCUGGAAUAACAUCUAUUUGAUCGAGUUUGUGAACAAUCAGUUAAAUCCAUUAUCAUCCCAUUUUUCUGUUGUGCAUGGACUUUCUGGUGUCCCCUGUUGAAGCAAUAUGAACCACCUGAGAAUAGACUCGCUGCCGGAUCCGGGCAAUCGGUACCAGCUGGGGGAACUGAUAGGUUCCGGUAUCGCGGCCAAAGUCUACAAGGCAACAGAUACCAAGGCCAGCAACAAGAACGUCGCCAUCAAGAUCCAGAAAUAUGAAUCCGACGUUAAGACUGCUAUCCAGGAGGAGUAUCGCAUUUUGAGGGAUCACUCCAAUCAUGGAAAUUUGCUGGAUUUUUAUGGGGUGUACAGGAAGAAGGUUCCUGGUGAAGCGGACGAAAUAUGGUUCGUUUUGGAGUACUGUGACCACGGUCCAGUUGUGGACAUCAUCCGGAAGAUCCACGUCACCAACCGGAAGGUGAGCGAGGAACAGAUUGCCUUCGUCCUGCGGGAAACCGUUAAGGCGUUGAUUUUUCUGCACGAAAAUCACAUCAUCCAUCGUGACGUUCGGGGCCACAACAUCCUGAUGACCAAAGAUGGGGAAAUAAAGCUGUGCGAUUUUGGCCUUUCGCGGGAUGUCAAAUCAACGCUCGGGAAGCGAGGAACCUGUGUGGGUUCACCCAACUGGAUGGCCCCGGAGAUUAUCACCAGCUCGAAGAAUGAAAACGAAGCCUACGACAAUCGCUCGGAUGUGUGGGCUUUGGGAAUCACGGCCAUCGAGCUGGGUGAUGGAAAACCUCCGUUUGGAGAAAUGCAUCCUACUCGGACCAUGUUCCAGAUAGUGAGAAACCCUCCGCCAACUUUGUAUCGACCAGCAAACUGGACCCAGAACUACAACGAUUUUGUCACUGAAUGUUUGGAGAAGAAUCCUGAUCAUCGACCUUUUAUGAUGGAAAUUGCUGAGCAUCCUUUUCUGACUCAACUACCGGAAAAUGACUAUCAUAUAAGCCAGGAGCUCCGGAUGCUAGCGGAAUCGAUUGUGGAUGUUCAUAUUGUGCCGAAGGACGAAAUAAAGCUCUACAAGGGAGCCCUGAAAAUGGCCGAGAACCGCACCGAAAAGAUGCACGUUGAAGAUUUGGCAGCACUGGAGGUGCUCUCGGAGGAAACCAUACUGGAUGAGCUGAUUCAGCGGUUCAAAAAUGGUUCCACCUAUACCUUUGUCGGAGAUGUGCUGGUAUCGAUGAAUCCCAACCAACCGGAACCGGAUUAUGUUCGCGGGGUAAGGUUUUACACAUAA